Cotesia congregata is the source of this 363-nucleotide messenger RNA. Lineage: Eukaryota; Metazoa; Arthropoda; Insecta; Hymenoptera; Braconidae. The record is from the annotation of a GenBank genome assembly.
AUGAGUCACCAGGAACUGAAAACCAGCCCCGUGUCAUCCUGUUCGCGAGUGGUCACUGACCUGAACAUGGCCAAUCCGGGAAAAACGAAGCGCGUUCGUACAAUCUUCACCGCGGAACAAUUGGAACGGCUGGAAGGCGAGUUCGCCAGAACCCAGUACAUGGUAGGACCGGAAAGACUGUACCUGGCCCAUUCCUUGCGGCUGACCGAGGCGCAGGUGAAGGUCUGGUUUCAGAACCGGCGGAUAAAAUGGCGAAAAGUUCACCACGAACAGCAGACCCAGCGGGUCAACGAACUGAGACAGAGGUCGCUGUCGUCUUUAGAGGAUGACGAUUGCAAGGAACCGGAACCUGGUGAAUGGUGA